Spirodela intermedia is the source of this 1167-nucleotide messenger RNA. The record is from the annotation of a GenBank genome assembly. NCBI's taxonomy places the organism in Eukaryota, Viridiplantae, Streptophyta, Magnoliopsida, Alismatales, Araceae.
AUGGAAAGUCAGCUAGUGAGCGUGAGAAAGGGCGCAUGGGCUCCCGAGGAAGAUAUCCUCCUCCGGAGAUGCGUCCUCCAAUACGGUGAAGGGCAGUGGCAUCUAAUUCCAGAGAGGGCAGGUAUGCCUUUACCUUAUUCAAUCAUGUAAGUGGUAAGAGUCUUUAUGGACUGCUACGUUGUUCAACUCGUAGCUCUUCUUUCCUGGAAAUGAAGCAAUUAAAUCGGUUCUAUACUCGCUUAAAAGUGGAAAGACUUAUAGAGAUGAGAGGAGUUUGUUUCCGUAGUCAUGAACCAGUUUCUCCUGCCUGCCUUCUGAAAAAUCCUCAGGUUUGAAGCGCUGCCGUAAGAGCUGCCGGCUGAGGUGGCUCAACUAUCUGAAGCCGAGCAUCAAACGAGGGGUCUUUCAGGAGGACGAAGUCGACCUCAUCAUUAGGCUCCACAGGCUCUUGGGUAACAGGUUUGUUAUUAUAGAAGACUUUCCUCAAGAAUGAACUCCCAUUCAACAACGUGGCUAUGACUCGCAUGUCAAGUUAAGCGUCCUUUACCUUUCAGGUGGUCGCUAAUAGCAGGUAGAAUUCCAGGCAGAACGGCGAACGACAUCAAGAACUACUGGAACUCAUGCUUAUGCAAGAAGGUUGGAGUCCGAGGGGAGGUGGCCGGGAACAUCAACAAAAGAAACACCGUUGACUCGGCUGUGGUCAAGUCCAAAGCCAGCGACUUGCCCCAAAAACAGUACCCAUUAGGACGAUCUAGGCCACCGCCUCGCCCAGCCCACUUCACAGAGGCUACCGGUGGUUCUUGCCAUGAGAUUUUCAGGCCUCAGCCUCGUACCUUGUCAGAGGGCACCAUCUGCUUGCCGGAAAUCAUAGCAUGCAAUGAGUUUCUCCCCGGCGGGCAGUGCUUUCCCCCUAAAGAUGAUAGGCCCGAAAGCGAGCAAGAUCCCAUGGCGUGGACGAGGCUUCUGCUGGAAGACAACGAAAACGACGAGGGACAGCGACAACACGAGGAACGAGAAGAAAAAGUGGCUAUCCCCGUUCGAGAGGAAGAAGACAUACUCGAUUGGAUACCCCAGACAGAUGGGGAGGUAGAACGAGGUUGGUGGCUUCUGGGUUGGGAGGACGUUCUCUGCGAUACAAACCUAACGUCUGAGACCUGCCGGGGUUGA